AUGUCCGAGCACAUUAUCAAGCCACAAGCAGCGGGCGAGAAGGCCGACACCUCUGAAUGGCCUCUUCUUGUCAAGAACUACGACAAGCUGGUUACGCGGACCGGCCACUACACCCCGAUCCCCGCCGGCAGCACUCCUUUGACGAGAGAUCUUAAGAGCUACAUUUCGUCCGGUGUGAUCAACCUUGACAAGCCUGCGAAUCCUUCUUCACACGAGGUUGUCGCUUGGAUUAAGCGUAUUCUGCGUGCCGAGAAGACCGGUCACUCUGGAACUCUGGACCCCAAGGUCACUGGCUGUCUUAUUGUUUGCAUCGACCGGGCUACUCGCCUGGUCAAGAGCCAGCAAGGCGCCGGUAAGGAGUACGUGUGCGUUUUGCGCCUGCACGAGGCUCUCAAGGACGAAAAGGAGCUUGGUCGCGCUAUCGAGACUCUUACUGGUGCUCUGUUCCAGCGCCCUCCUUUGAUUUCUGCCGUUAAGCGUCAGUUGCGUAUCCGUACCAUUUACGAGUCCAAGCUGUUUGAGUUCGAUAACGAGCGCCAGCUUGCUGUUUUCUGGGCUUCUUGUGAGGCCGGUACUUAUAUGCGUACUCUGUGUGUCCACCUGGGCAUGCUGCUCGGCGUUGGCGGCCACAUGCAGGAGCUUCGUCGUGUCCGCUCUGGUGCCCUCAGCGAGAGCGACAACAUGGUCACUCUCCACGAUAUUUUGGACGCCCAGUGGGUCUACGAUAACAACCGUGAUGAGAGCUAUCUCCGUCGCUGCAUCCGCCCGCUUGAGUCUUUGCUGCUUGGUUACAAGCGUAUGGUGGUGAAGGACUCUGCCGUCAAUGCUGUGUGCUAUGGCGCCAAGCUCAUGCUUCCCGGUUUGCUGCGCUACGAGCAGAAUGUCGAGACCGGCGACGAGGUCGUUCUUAUGACCACCAAGGGUGAGGCUAUUGCUCUCGGUGUUGCCCAAAUGUCGUCUACCGAUUUGGCAUCUUGUGACCAUGGCGUCGCUGCCAAGGUCAAGCGCUGCAUUAUGGAGCGUGACACUUAUCCUCGUCGCUGGGGUCUUGGUCCUAUUGCUCAGAAGAAGAAGGAGCUCAAGGCCGCUGGCAAGCUUGACAAGUACGGCAACGUCAAUGACAAUACCCCUGACUCCUGGAAGAAGGACUACGUUGAGCACACUGGCGAGAACGCUCAGCCUAAUCCUGUUGCUCCUGCCUCCGCUUCUGCACCGGUUGUUGCUUCCGAGCCUGAUGUCGACAUGAAGGACGAAGACGAGGACAAGAAGGAGAAGAAGGACAAGAAGGACAAGAAGGACAAGAAGGACAAGAAGGAAAAGAAAGAAAAGAAGGACAAGAAACGCAAGGCCGAUGACGAUGAGGGUUCUAAAAAGAAGGCUCGCAAAGAGUAA
Wickerhamiella sorbophila is the source of this 1392-nucleotide messenger RNA. RefSeq names its product Centromere/microtubule-binding protein CBF5. The record is from RefSeq and is a predicted model, not a curated record. Gene Ontology annotation, cellular component: box H/ACA snoRNP complex. Gene Ontology annotation, biological process: box H/ACA sno(s)RNA 3'-end processing; rRNA pseudouridine synthesis; snRNA pseudouridine synthesis. The transcript has a single exon. Lineage: Eukaryota; Fungi; Ascomycota; Dipodascomycetes; Dipodascales; Trichomonascaceae. Bases 1 to 1392 code for a protein of 463 amino acids. Gene Ontology annotation, molecular function: pseudouridine synthase activity; RNA binding.